UUGACAGUCGGGACCCCACCGAAACCACACCCACCUGCUUCUUCUUGAUGUACUUCAGAGCUUCUAACAGAGCUAGGGCUUCCAGCUGAGCAACGGAAGCCGCCCGAACUGUUUUGGUGAAACCGUCCACAAGGCAGCCUGAGAAGUCGCGGACGAUGCAGGAUAUCGCGCCUUCCCUCGACCCUGCACAAAUCGACCCAUCGACGUUGAUCUUCAUGGUCCCUGUCCUGGAGCUACCCAAAUCUGAGAUCUACUACUUUGCAGGCAUCCGGCUGACCUCCCCGAAAUAUAUAGUUAUUCCGCCCCUUCUAAAUUUGCCAGAGGAUGUUUGAAAUCGCUUCCAAGGAGGAUCCGGGUCUGUGAAAUCUGCCUUUCCUCUAGAGCUCUGCUUGAUCAAUCUCCUACUUUGAAAGAAAAUAAAAGGUAUUUUUUUUGUCAAUCACUGCAUGAUGUACAUCCAAACAAGAAGAAGGGAAAUGAAGAGUCCCUUCUCUUCCUUAUGGUCCAACUCCUUUCUUUUCUUUUCCCUUCAUUUCCCUCUCAACUUAAAUUGCCAAACAAAGUGGAAAAGAAAAGAACCCAAUCAUUUAGAAGAUCUGAAUUCCGGGGCCUCUUCCUCAUCGACCCCCCUGCAUGGAGGACAUUACAAAGGCGGAGACAAACAGCAGAAAGGGAAUGACUUCGAAGUGCUCUUGAGCACUCCUCAGUAUAAUCCUCUCGAGGUGGAAAAGGAAAUACCCACUCAUUUAGAAGAUUCAAUUUACGGGGCGUUUUCCUUAUCCGCCUCUGCACAUAUUGGUGAUUAUGGAGGCAGAACCAAAAAGUCGAAAGGAAAAGGUUACGAAGUAUAUAUGAACUUUAGAGGGCGAGACACCCGUAAGGGUUUCGGUGAUUAUCUCUAUACUAGCCUUGUCGAUGCAGGAGUUCACGUGUUCAGAGAUGAAGAGAUCUGUGUUGGUGCAAAGAUUGGUUUUGAUUUUCCUUCCGUUAUUGCACAGACUAAGAUCUCGAUUGUGAUUAUCUCUGAGAACUUCGCUUCCAGCGCAUGGUGCCUUAAGGAGCUAGUUCAUAUAUUAGAGUGCAGGAGAAGCAGAGGGCAACUAGUGUUGCCUAUAUAUUACAAGGUGAAACCCUCACAAUUGAAAUAUCUUACUGGGAGAUUUAGAGGUGCUAUUGAUGCACAUAAAAGGAAAAUGGGCGAAAUGGUUGUGAAUUACUGGAUAGAAGCGCUCCGAGAAGUCACUUCGGUGAAAGGAUGGAAAUCGGAAGAAUUUGGACAUGAAGGAGAAUUGGUUAGAAGUGUUGUCAACGAAGUUAUGAUCGCGUUAAAUGGAACCAAAAGGAUUAUGAGCUCGAUAGACAAUAAUGAAGUCCCAACCAAAAAGCCGAAAGCAAAGGUGUGUGAAGUGUUCUUAAGCUUUAGGGGGAAAGACACUGGUGAAGGUUUUACCAGUUAUCUCUAUACUAUCCUCGAGGAUGCAGGAAUUCACGUGUUCAAGGAAGACAAUGACCUCCGUGAUGGUGAGCAGAUUGGUUUGGAGCUUCUCGGCAGCAUUAUGCAAUCAAAGAUUGCGAUCUCAAUUAUCUCAGAGAAUUAUGCUUCCAGCCAAUGGUGCCUUCGUGAGCUGACUUUGAUGUUGAAUUGCAUGAGAAGUGGAGACCAAAAGGUGUUUCCCAUAUUUUACAAAGUGGAAGUCUGGCAGGUGCGAAAUCUUGGAGGGAGAUACGGAGAUGCUUUUAAUAAGUGGAAAAAUAAUUUGGGUGAAAAAGUUGUGGAGGAAUGGAAAGAAGCGCUUCGAGCAGUCUGUUCCUUGAGAGGAUGGAAGUCACAGAACUAUGAGAAUGGGUAUGAAGGAGCAUUGGUAAAAACUAUAGUCGAAGAAAUUAGGAGCGAGUUAUAUGGAACUUCUCAGCUAAUAAAAGAGUUGAUGGGAAUUGACGAACGUGUGGAACAAAUUACGAGCUGGAUAGAUGUUAAAUUUAAUGAUACAAGGAUUGUCGGAAUUUGGGGAAAUAUUGGCGUCGGUAAAACAACUCUUGCAAGGGUCCUGUACAACAAGCUUUCUAGUCAUUUCAAACAUCUUAGCUUUGUGGCAAAUAUUAGAAACAUCUCUGCACAAAGGGUUCUUGUUUAUAUGAACAGAGCGAGAGGAGUAUGGAAUAAUAUAUCAAAGAAAUUAAUGGAAGUGCCUCAUCAGCAAGUACAAGAGAUGUUGAGGAUAUGUUAUGAAGAAUUAGAUGAUAUGGAGCAACAAAUUUUUUUGGAUAUAGCAUGUUUUCUUAUUGGAUCAUCUAAGCAAAGUCCUACUUAUAUGUGGGAUGCCUGCGGUUUUUUCCCGAGAAAUGGGAUUGAAGUAUUGAGUCGUAUGUCUUUAAUUGAGAUUGACGAAGAUGACAAGCUAAGGAUGCAUGAUCAACUGAGAGAUCUGGGACAGAAAAUUGUUCAUCUAGAAAAUCCAAAGGAACCACAAGAGCGUAGCAGAUUAUGGAAAUAUGAAGAAGCAGCGUAUGUGCUUGACAGCAACAAGGGCACUUGUAAGAUUGAGGCCCUUCGUUUUGCCGAAUAUGGCUACAAAAAAAGCUACAAUGGUGAACAAUUUAAAGAACUAGCCCACUUGAGCUUGGAGAUUUUGAUUCUUGAAGAAUGUGAGAAUCUAGAAAUGAUUCAUCAUUCUAUCAUGCUCAUCAAGUCCCUUAUCUCUUUGAAUGUCAACGGUUGUAGGAGAUUGGAGGAACUACCGAUAGGAAUAGGUAGAAUGGAACAAUUGAGGGAGCUUCUCAUAAAUGAUACGGCUAUACGAGAGAUUCCAAUAUCAAAAGGUGAUUUGAUGAAGCUGGAGAUUUUAUGUGCCUCAUGGUGUCCACAACUUGCUCAACUUCCUGAAUCCAUAGGCUCACUUAAGUUGUUAACUCAGCUAGACCUAUCUCAUUCAGAGAUUGAUAAAUUACCUGAAUCCAUGGACUCCCUUGAGUCGUUAACUCAGUUGGACCUAUCUUAUUCAUAUCUUGAAGAAUUACCACACUCCAUGGGCUCUCUUGGGUUGUUAACUCAAUUGGACCUAUCUCAUUCAGGGAUUAGAAAAUUUCCAGAGUCCAUGGGCUCCCUCGUGUCAUUGAUUCAGUUGGACUUGUCUUAUUCAGGGAUUGAAGAAUUACCUGAACCGAUUGGUUCUUUGAAGAAGCUCGAAACCCUCAAUGCCUUUAAUUGUGCAUUGUUGGCCCACAUACACAGCUCCAUAGGCAAUCUAACAUUUUUGUCUCUCCUUGACCUAAGGAAAUGCCAUAAACUUGCUAAACUUCCAGACUCCAUAGACUCCCUAGUGUCUCUACAACACUUGUUAUUACGAGGAUGUCUCUUGUUGAAAGAGAUUCCCGACUCGAUUGGAAAGUUGGUAUCAUUGACUGAGCUAGACUUGAAAUCUACAUCAAUUGUGGAAUUACCUCAAAGCAUUGAGAAAUUGCAAAAUUUGAGGAUCUUGGACAUUCGUGGAACCCACAUAAUGAGAACUUCCAGGUGCCAUGUUGACUCUAGAAUAUUUAAACAUUGA
This is a messenger RNA of Eucalyptus grandis, 3548 nucleotides long. Its product is annotated as disease resistance protein RPV1. Lineage: Eukaryota; Viridiplantae; Streptophyta; Magnoliopsida; Myrtales; Myrtaceae. The record is from RefSeq and is a predicted model, not a curated record. Gene Ontology annotation, biological process: defense response; signal transduction. The coding region runs from base 447 to 3548 and encodes 1033 amino acids. Gene Ontology annotation, molecular function: protein binding. The transcript has 9 exons.